Lathyrus sativus (Indian pea) is the source of this 900-nucleotide messenger RNA. The record is from the annotation of a GenBank genome assembly. NCBI's taxonomy places the organism in Eukaryota, Viridiplantae, Streptophyta, Magnoliopsida, Fabales, Fabaceae.
AUGGGAUUCCCAUCCAACGGUUCAGAUGAAAAGUCCCUCAAGUUUCUAAUAUACGGUCGCACCGGCUGGAUUGGAGGACUCUUGGGCAAGCUCUGCACUGCCCAAGGGAUCCAAUUCGAAUACGGGUCGGGUCGACUUGAGAACCGAUCCUCCUUGGAAUCUGACAUAGCGGAGGUUAAACCAACUCACGUGUUCAACGCUGCCGGUGUUACGGGUCGACCCAACGUUGACUGGUGCGAGACGCAUAAAGUGGAAACUAUCCGUGCUAACGUGGUGGGGACUCUUACUCUUGCUGAUGUCUGCCGUGAACGGGGACUUGUUGUUAUUAAUUUCGCUACUGGGUGUAUUUUCGAGUAUGAUUCCGGUCAUACUCUUGGAUCCGGUGUUGGAUUCAAAGAAGAAGAUACUCCUAAUUUCAUUGGUUCGUUUUACUCCAAGACUAAGGCUAUGGUAGAGGAUCUACUCAGGAACUAUGAUAAUGUAUGUACGUUGAGAGUCAGGAUGCCUAUUUCAUCUGAUCUAUCCAACCCUCGCAAUUUCAUCACAAAGAUAUCUCGAUAUGAAAAGGUUGUCGAUAUUCCAAACUCAAUGACUAUAUUGGACGAACUUCUUCCCAUUUCCAUAGAGAUGGCAAAGAGAAAUCUCACUGGAAUCUGGAACUUCACAAAUCCAGGAGUUGUUAGCCACAAUGAAAUCUUACAGAUGUAUAAAGACUAUAUUGAUUCCGACUUCACAUGGAAGAACUUCACUCUUGAGGAACAAGCCAAGGUGAUAGUUGCUCCGAGAAGUAACAAUGAGCUAGACGCAAGCAAAUUGAAGAAGGAAUUUCCAGAACUGCUGUCUAUUAAGGAUUCACUCAUUAAGAAUGUGUUCAAGCCAAAUCAGAAGGUUAAAGCUUGA